This is a messenger RNA of Engraulis encrasicolus (European anchovy), 2729 nucleotides long. It is a transcript of the gene ankef1b, whose product is annotated as ankyrin repeat and EF-hand domain containing 1b. Gene Ontology annotation, molecular function: protein binding. Lineage: Eukaryota; Metazoa; Chordata; Actinopteri; Clupeiformes; Engraulidae. The record is from RefSeq and is a predicted model, not a curated record. The coding region runs from base 144 to 2498 and encodes 784 amino acids. The transcript is spliced from 14 exons.
CUCACAACAUGAGCUAAAUCCUGCAAUAGUGUGGACGUGCACAAUGUCAGUCGUAGUCAUGAAUUUAAUCUACAUUAAACUACAGGUGACAUACUCUCACGCAACUUGUGCAUAACCUGAGUGGAUAAAAUCAAGAGUGAAAGAUGCAGGGGGCAGGGAAGACUGUGAGGAAGUGUGGUGUGGCCAACAGUCGCCUGGAAGUGCUGCAGGUCUACAAGCUGCUGCAGUGUGUGCGUGACGGCGACAGGGUCCAGAUAGAGAAGUUGGCGCGUAUGGGCGUGCCCAACAUCAUCAACCUAUCGGAGCCCAGCGAGGGUGAGGGCGCCAUGCACCUGGCGACUGUCGCCAACGACACGGACAUGGCGGAGUUCCUGCUGUCGCUGGGGGCCAACCCCAACAUCCAGGACUCAAAGGGCCGCACGCCCGUCAUGCUGGCCGCCCAGCUGGGACACGACACCAUGGUCACCCUGCUGGCCAACCACCACGCCAGUAUGGCUCUCACCGACAUAGAGGGGCAAGGUGUGUUGUUCUAUUGCAUCUCGCCCACCAAGCGCCACAUGAACUGCCUGCAGACGGUGCUGAACAGCAAGGCCAACGUCAACAACAUCUCCAACGAGGGGAAGCAUGUCUUCGUGCUCGCCUGCGAACGGGCCCAGCACUGCCAGAGCAUGGCCAUCAGCAUUCUCAAGCGGGGAGCCAAUCAGAACGCUUACGACAAGAUCACGGGCCGCACUGCGCUGAUGGAGGCGUGUAGGACAGGCUCUGAGGAGCUGGCCAGGACCAUCCUACGGAGAGGCAGCAGCCCCAACAUGCUGGACAAGAAGAACAUGAACGCUGUGCACUUCGCCGCCGAGGCGGGGAACUUAAAAAUACUGCAGCUGCUGUCAGCCUACUCUGCUGACUUCAACGUCAUGGCAAACGAUGGGAACACUCCUCUGCAUCUGGCCGCCGCUGGAGGAUUCGCUGACUGCUGUCGCUUCCUUUCUCAGCGCGGUGCCAACCCCAAAGUGAAGAACACGGACGGUAUGUUUGCCAAGCAGCUUGCCAAAGACAAGGCAGCCAUUAAGGAGCUGAAGGGGGCGGAGCGCCUGUUCAACAAGCUGUCCAAGCCCGGUGCCGUCAACCCCAACGAGCCAUGGGCGCUGGCCCUACACGACUGGUCGUCUGAGCACGAGGAGGAGCUGCGCACCGCCUUCGAGCUGGCCGAGGACGCCGAGAGCACCGCCAGCACGGUGACCACGGUCACCAAGGAGAACUUCCUGGGCGUGCUGGAGAAGCACCGCGCGCCCAUCGAGUACGACAAGAUGCAGAAGGUGGCCUUCGAGCAUGACACCAAGCGCGAGGGCCUCAUUGAACCUGAGGAGUUCUUCAAGGGCACGCGCUACCUCCAGAAGCAGUUUGUGCUCUCCUCCUACCUUCCCAAAGUCAAGAAGGCCAAGGGAGGGAAAGGCAAGAAGAGUAAGUUUGUGCUGCCCAUGCCCAUCUGCGUGCUGCCAGAGGAGCAGGCCGGCCGGCGGGACAGCGGUGGGCCCCCUUUCUACAUGGUGGAGAGCUACCAGCAGUACACGGACACCAAGCGCUUCGACCGCGACAAUCCGCCCAGUCACCCCAUCGAGGACGACUCUGCCUGGUACAUUGAUGAGCCGGAUCAGAUCUUCAUCAACAUCAACUACUGCGUAAAGAUCGGCGACACCGAGUCGCUCAGCCUGGCGUUCAGCAAUGGGGUGCCGGUGGACGUGCACGACCGCUUCUUCAAGACGCCGCUCAUGGCCGCCUGUGCUACGGGGAAUUACGAGGUGGCAGAGUACCUCAUCGGACUGGGGGCCGAUGUGAACUCCUGCGACCAGUUCAACUGGACGCCUCUGCACCACGCCUGCCAUGCCGGCCAGGUGAACAUCAUCGACCUGCUCAUCCAAUCAGGAGCCGGGAUGGAGGCCAUGGCCCUCAAUGGCUCCACCCCCCUCAUCAGAGCCAUAGAGAGCUGCAGACCCGACUGUGUAGACUACCUCAUCAAGGCUGGAGCCAAGAUCACUGCAGAGAAUAAGAAAGAGCAAACGUGCAUGGACAUUGCCCGUUCCUACGGCGACCCCAGGAUAGUGGAGCUGAUCCAGCUGAAGCUGGACACGCUGCCCAAGCCAAAGGAGAAGAAGGGCAAGGCAGGCAAGCCGGGCGCCAAGGCCAAGCCGGCCCCUGCGGCCAAGGAAAAGGUGAAGGCUGAUGUGCCUGAGGAGCCAGUGGAGGUGGUGGUGAAGAAGGAGAUGCCAAAGGAGACCAUCAUAGCCACCAACACGCGCAUCACCAGCGGAAACUCACUACCACGAUACAUGGGAUUCACACCCAGGACUGUUUGGGGCCGGCAGUUGACAACACGGCAGCUAGUCGAGCGUAAGGAGGCUCGUCGAGAGCAGCUGUCCUACGAGGCCGAUUUUGAAGACUUCCUCAUGCCCUUCAACAGGAACAUCGCAAACAAGGCUCAGGAGCUGACCGCAGCUGAUUAACACACACACACACACACACACACACACUGGAAUAUACUGCACAACACGUCAAAAAUAAAAUAUAAAGAUCGAAAGCAUGUAAAAUUUUCCAGAAUAAUUCCUGUGCACUGUUUUGUGGUAACAAAUAGGUCAUACUCACAACUCUCUCUCUCAAACACACACACACAAACACACACACAUACAUGCACACACACAGAAUGUUUCAUGAGGAAUAAAAUAGUUUUGAACCCA